CGAAAAACCCUUGUCUUUGCUUCUUUUCAUCGCGCCUCUUCUUUGCGUUGUCGCCCGCUGCGACCAUCUCUCGCUGCCGUCAGCCAUUAUUUUCUCCUCCCUAACGAAGAAAGGGUAACAAGGAUCUCACAACUGUGUUCAGCAUGGGAGGGUCCCGAGAUCAAAUCAAUAAGCGUCACAAGUCCCGCUUCUCUUCUAAAUCUUCUCGGCAUCAACAUAGAACCUCUGUCAAAGAGAAGAGUUUGAUAGCAAAAACAGAGUGCAGUAAUGUCAAAGGAGCUCGAGCGGCUCGAUUACAGAGAAGUAAAAUGAUACGUGACCAGAAAAGGGCAGCCCUUAUGAAAGAAAGAAGAGAACUUGGUGGAUCAAGAAAUCCUCCCAGAGUAAUAGUUCUGUUUGGGCUUUCUUCUUCUGUGGAUUUAGAUUCAAUUGCUGAAGAUCUUUUAUCACUACUAUCUGAAGAAGCAGUUACGGUGGCAUCAGGAACAGUUGCAAGUUCUGAAUAUAGGACUAGAGUAACUGUACUAAAAGCACCUCAUGGUGAUCUACGAUUGUGUCUUGAAAUGGCCAAGGUUGCUGAUCUGAUGGCUUUUGUGGCAUCUACAAACUCUUUAUAUGCAGAACGUGAUUCCUACUACAUCGAUUCAUUUGGAGAUCAAUGCCUUUCUGUCUUUAGGUCUCUUGGUUUGCCAAGUACUGUUGUCUUCAUUCGUGAUCUACCCAGUGAAAUUAAGCAUAGACAUGAGAUAAAGAAGAGUUGUAUUUCUAGUCUUGCCUCAGAAUUUCCAGAGGACUGUAAAUUUUAUCCAGCUGAUACAAAGGAUGAACUGCACAAGUUCUUAUGGCUCUUCAAAGAGCAGAGGCUUAAGGUUCCUCACUGGCGAACUCAACGGCCUUACCUCAUGGCGCAGAAGGUAGAUGUGGUAUCUGAUAACGAAAAUCCAGGGAAAUGCACUCUCCUUCUUACUGGUUAUCUUCGAAGUCACAGCCUUUCAGUGAACCAACUGGUUCAUGUUUCAGGUGCAGGAGAUUUCCAGUUGAGUAAAAUUGAAAUUCUCAAGGAUCCGUUUCCUUUGAAUUCAAGGAAAAAGCAGGACCUAAUGGAUUCUGAUGAAGUGGAUAAAUCAGAGGCCAUUGGUUCUCUGGUUCCAGAUCCCCUUAAACAAGAGCCUUUACUUGUUGAGAAUAUUCCUGACCCUCUUGCUGGAGAGCAGACCUGGCCAACAGAGGCUGAAAUGGCUGAAGCUGAUAGAGAUAAAAGACAGAGACGAAAGAGGACUCUCCCUCGAGGCACUUCAGAUUAUCAGGCUGCAUGGAUUGUGAAUGAUACUGAUGAGGAGGUAUCAGAAAGUGACAAUGAGGAUAUAGAUGGCAUGGUGUUGGAUGAAGGGGAAAAUGAUUUUCCUGGUCAGGAGAGAAACAAGUACUUGGACUUUGAUGGAGAUGAAGCUUCCCUCAAGUUCGGAGAUUCUGAGGAAGAGUUGGAUAGUGAUUCAGUGAUGAUGGACGAAGAUAGCAUGACUAGAGAGAAGAUAAAAGAUGAACUUAAGGAAAUUAAAGAAGCACAUGCUGCUGAUGAGGAAUUUCCUGAUGAAGUGGAUACACCAUUGGAGGUUCCUGCUAGGAAGCGUUUUGCUAAGUAUAGAGGACUCAAAUCCUUUAGGACUUCUUCAUGGGAUCCUAAAGAAUCUCUGCCUCAAGAGUAUGGCAGAAUUUUUGCAUUUGACAACUUGAAAAAGACUCAAAAACAUGUCCUUGCCAAGGCUUCGGAAAUGGAGCAACAAAACGGAGAAAAUUUUGUCCCAGUAGGUUCAUAUGCUAGAUUGCACAUCAUGGAAGUACCCUGUGGUGCUGCUUCCGAGCUUUGUGCACUAGCACAAUCGGUCCCUAUCACAGCAUGCGGCUUGUUGCAGCAUGAGUCAAAAUUAUCUCUUCUUCAUUUCAGUGUGAAGAAGCAUGAUACAUAUGAUGCGCCCAUCAAAUCCAAGGAAGAGUUAAUAUUUCAUGUUGGAUUUCGCCAAUUUAUUGGCCGGCCAGUUUUCUCUUCUGAGUUCAUAAAUACAGACAAGAACAAGAUGGAGCGGUUUCUUCAUCCAGGCCGUUUUUCUGUUGCUUCAAUUUAUGCUCCAAUUUCAUUUCCUCCUCUUCCUGUGAUAGUCCUGAAGAAAGCUGAUGAAGGUGCCAAGCUUUCAGUGGCUGCUGUUGGUUCACUGAAAACUAUUGAUCCAGAUAGGAUAAUUCUCAAAAGGGUUAUUUUGACAGGUUACCCCCAAAGAGUGUCAAAACGUAAAGCUUCUGUGAAACACAUGUUCUAUAAUCCAGAGGACGUCAGAUGGUUUAAGCCUGUGGAACUCUAUACCAAAUGCGGUCUUCGUGGGCGGAUUAAAGAACCUGUGGGUACACAUGGGACAAUGAAGUGCCUUUUCAAUGGAGUCCUGCAACAAAAUGAUACUGUAUGUAUCAACUUAUAUAAACGCGCCUACCCCAAGUGGCCAAGCCAUCUUUUUCCACUCACUGACAUUUGAAAGGUUGGUGAUGCAAAUCAUGGUCCAGUUUUCAAGGAUCAUUUGCAUUUUCACCAACAAUACGAGUCAUUGAUAGAAGAAUCAAGGAAGCAAUGCAUGCAUUAGUAAAUGAGCUGAAUAUCAUUUUUUAUUUGAGCUGAUGUAUUGAAUUUUGUUUUUUAUAUAAAAGGCUUUCUUAUUGUAAAUGGAUUACUAAUCCUAUUUGGGUUAGAAAUCCAUGUUAAUUUUUGUUUUAGUCGGGCAUUUUUUGGUGUAAAUGAAUUCUAAAUCCUAUCUUGGCUGAGAAUUCAUAUUGGGUUAACAUUAGUAGGUAUAAUCCAUUAACUUGAGUUCACCUUA
Neltuma alba is the source of this 2864-nucleotide messenger RNA. Its product is annotated as pre-rRNA-processing protein TSR1 homolog. Gene Ontology annotation, cellular component: nucleus; preribosome, small subunit precursor. The coding region runs from base 144 to 2525 and encodes 793 amino acids. Lineage: Eukaryota; Viridiplantae; Streptophyta; Magnoliopsida; Fabales; Fabaceae. The transcript is spliced from 22 exons. Gene Ontology annotation, molecular function: U3 snoRNA binding; GTP binding; GTPase activity. The record is from RefSeq and is a predicted model, not a curated record. Gene Ontology annotation, biological process: maturation of SSU-rRNA from tricistronic rRNA transcript (SSU-rRNA, 5.8S rRNA, LSU-rRNA); ribosome biogenesis; endonucleolytic cleavage of tricistronic rRNA transcript (SSU-rRNA, 5.8S rRNA, LSU-rRNA).